AUCGCUCCGGCUCAGCCCCCUCCGGCCAUUGCGUCCGCUCCUUGCAGGGUGGAGGAGCUGAAGUGGCCUGUCUCCUCCGAAGGGCUCGGGUGCUACCGGCCCCUCCGCAUCGCUCGCUCUCCUUUGGCCCCAGGGGAAGCGUCCCAAGGAGGCAGGACCAGCUCCCUGCGCUCAGCCCCGUGGGCAUCACCCCAUGACCAGCCACUCGCCCCCCACCAUGCCAGCCUCGCGCCCCUGACCAGCCACCAGCUGCCCGCCCUGCCGACCCACAUGCAGUCGAUGUCUCUGGGAAAGCCUACUGAACCCCAGCAUCCAGAAUGUCCCAGCUCUCUUCCACCCUGAAGCGGUACGUUGACUCGUCCCGCUAUGCUGAGGCCACCUACAGCAAGGCGCCCAGCGGCUACAGCUCCUACACCUCCUAUGGAUCCACCUUGGCCACAUCCUAUGCAGACAGCAACAAAAUUGGCUUCAAAAGCAGCUACCUGCCUUCCCCCCGGUACCACCACGCAGGGCUGUCCCCAACCAGUGGCUAUGACAGCAGCCGCCUGCCCCUGUACCCUGACUCCAGCAUCCGCCUGAGCCCCACGUACAUCCGCACCCAGUCCCGGCCACCCGGCAACGGGCUGAGUGGGGGUGCUUGCUACACCUUCGCAGGGUCCCCCAGCAGUCCCCCGGGAUACCUGCCCACCACAGCAUCUCUCAGCCGCCGCAAGUCCAUCAGCCACUCGGACCUGGCACGGGAAUUUUCGGGGCUGCACGCCUCGGACAGUGCCUACACACCCACCCCCGGCCCCCUCAGCACCACCCGGAGCCACCAGGAGCUCGGUGCCCUGCAGGGACUCUACCAGGCUACCGUGCGCUCCGACUACGUCCGUGGCUACCUGGACAGCUAUGGGAGGAACAGCAGCCAUGGCAGCCUCCACACGGGGCCCCUCAGCCCCUCACAGGGAACCCUGGGCUCUGCCCUGCCACCCUCGGGCACCCGCUACGCCAGCCAGCCCUGCGAGAGUGAUGAUGGCUACUGCGACAUGCCCACCCGGGACCCCACGAGCUCCAAGGCAGUGCAGGGACUGACCGGCUUGCGAAACCUCGGCAAUACGUGCUUCAUGAACUCCAUCCUGCAGUGCCUGAGCAACACCAAGGAGCUGCGGGAUUACUGCCUGCAGAACCAGUACCUGCGGGACCUCAACAACAACAGCCGCAUGCGCACCGCGCUCAUGACAGAGUUUGCAAAGCUGAUUCAGCUGCUCUGGACCUCGUCCCCCAACGACAGCGUGAGCCCCUCCGAGUUCAAGACGCAGAUCCAGAGAUACGCCCCCCGCUUCGUCGGCUACAACCAGCAGGAUGCACAGGAGUUCCUGCGGUUCCUCCUCGACGGGCUGCACAGCGAGGUGAACCGUGUGCUGGUGCGGCCGCGGGCCAGCACGGACACCCUGGACCACCUCCCUGACGAUGAGAAGAGCCGCCAGAUGUGGAGGAGGUACCAGGAGAGGGAGGACAGCCGCAUCAGUGACCUCUUCGUUGGGCAGCUGAAGAGUUCACUGACCUGCAGCGAGUGCGGCUACUGCUCCACAGCCUUCGACCCCUUCUGGGACUUGUCCCUGCCCAUCCCCAAGAAAGGCUACGGGGAGGUGACCCUCAUGGACUGCCUACGGCUCUUCACCAAAGAGGAUGUGUUGGAUGGAGACGAGAAACCGACGUGUUGUCGCUGCAAAGCCAGGACAAGGUGCACAAAGAAAUUCAGCAUCCAGAAGUUCCCCAAGAUCCUGGUGCUUCACCUGAAGCGCUUCUCAGAGUCCAGGAUACGAGUGAGCAAGCUCACCACCUUCGUCAACUUCCAACUGAAGGACCUGGACCUCCGGGAGUUUGCCUCACAGAGCUGCAACCACGCCAUUUACAACCUCUACGCCGUCUCCAACCACUCGGGCACCACCAUGGGGGGACACUACACCGCCUACUGCAAGAGCCCCGUCUCCAGCGAGUGGCACAGUUUCAAUGACUCCCGUGUUACCCCCAUGUCAUCCAGCCACGUCCGCAGCAGCGAUGCCUACCUGCUCUUCUACGAGCUGGCCAGCCCGUCCUCCCGCAUGUAGCCAGCCCUGCCUUCCUGGGGACCCCUGCACCACUCCUCAGAGCCGGCCCCUCCAGGUUUUGGCCAUUUGCUCCCCAGGUGCAAGAGGGAGGUGAAGAGGAGAGACCCUGAGGCGGCUGCAGCAGGAGGAGACCCCAGACAAGGACACCCCAGCUCCAAACUGAGGAGGGCAGCCCGCGGCAGGGCAGGGCCCAGGCAGCUCAGGCGCCUCCUGGUCACUGGCAUUUGGUUUUUACCUUGGGGUAUGUUUUAGUUUCUUUUUUUUUUUUUUGGUUGGUUGGUGUGUAAUAAAAAUACUGAGCAAGGGACUCUGCGGGCAUGAGGCCACCUGCCCCAUUGACUUGGCCAGGACCUCUGCUCCCCAAGGGGAGCACCCAGAGCUGGGGACCCAGGAGAGCAUCCUGCAUCCCUCCUGGCCUCUUGGCACUCCUGUUCUGCUUGACCAUCCCAGAGGAUUCAUGAACUGUUCCUGGCCUCCUCCCAGCACUGCUGAACCUCCUGGCAUAGGACACUGGCUCUUCAGUUGCCUCUGUUCCGUCUCAGGCAGCACAUCCCCACCAGCUGCCUCAUGCACACUCCUCAAGCAGCCUGAGUUCAGGUCUAGACUCAUGGACAGGAGGGAAGAAAACAUUUUGUGGAAUUUAUAUGUAUUUAUAGUGGACUUCACUCAAC
Messenger RNA from Calidris pugnax (ruff), 2764 nucleotides. RefSeq names its product ubiquitin specific peptidase 2 (gene USP2). Gene Ontology annotation, cellular component: cytoplasm. The record is from RefSeq and is a predicted model, not a curated record. Gene Ontology annotation, molecular function: cysteine-type deubiquitinase activity. NCBI's taxonomy places the organism in Eukaryota, Metazoa, Chordata, Aves, Charadriiformes, Scolopacidae. Gene Ontology annotation, biological process: protein deubiquitination. The transcript has 13 exons. The coding region runs from base 318 to 2093 and encodes 591 amino acids.